Cuscuta campestris is the source of this 438-nucleotide messenger RNA. The record is from the annotation of a GenBank genome assembly. Lineage: Eukaryota; Viridiplantae; Streptophyta; Magnoliopsida; Solanales; Convolvulaceae.
UGUUGUUAUUUUAAAUGUAAAUAUACUUUCGAAGUGCUAGUGUCAUUUUAAGUAUUUAACAAAUAAAUUUCAUAAUCUAUUGGAUCGAACCAGACUCAAUGAAAUUGAAAAAAGAAGAAGAGGGAUAUAAAGUGAGAGGGGAGCUGGAAACGGAAAAAAAGAGAGCAGAGGAGAGACGAUCGGCGGCUUCAAUCGGCGGCAUUCUGGAGCAGCAGCCUGGGGUCCAUCUUCUUCCUCCAAUUUCAGAAAAAGCAUGUGUUGAUGACAAAGAAUGCGUGCUUGAAGUGAAGAUUGUGCCAAGAUAACAAAAGCAAGCAAAGAAGUGCUCGGGAGUUCAAGACCAAAGACCCCAAGACGUAGGUCAUUAGGUAGAACUCAAUGUAAGAUCAACAUUGAAGUUAUCUUAGCUUUUGUCUCAACUAAAGUCAUUUUUCAUAU